AUGAUCUGCGACCUACUCUGCCCGGGAGUUCAACUGCAAAUCUAUGCAGCACUCCAACUGGCGGUAGCUUUGAGCAGCCAGGAGUUCCGAGACCCUCUGAUGCAAUGUCUUCAUCAAGGAUUGCUAGGUUCGAUGCCAGCGCCCGACCUCCUCAUCAUGCAGGACGUGACGCAGCGCGCGGCUUUCUUUCAGCGGUCGGCAGCCUUUUGGACAUCUUGUUCAGUGUGCCUGACUGCCAUUCUUGGCAACCUCCUGUCUGCGUUCAGACGGAAGUCUGGACAAGACGUUCCAGCAUCAGUCGCCGCAGGUUGGCUGCUGCUUUGCAUUGCCGGAGCUGGAAUGAUGCCUUGUAGCCUCUUCUGGCUCGGCUUAGCAAUUGGCCUGUGGAUGUUGAUCAUGCGUCAACAGGUCUCUUCAGAUGAAGCUUCUUCUGAUGAAGAUCCGAAGCUUUCUCCGGAGACAGACCUUCGUCUGCUCAGCGACGAUCAGGCCUUCGGGAACGUGGCGCUGGAUUCGCGCAAUGGAGACUCUUCAAAGUUUGUCAUCUCAAUGAAAACACUGCUUUGCUUGAUAGCGCUUACGGCCGCAUAUGCCUUUUUAAUUCCCGGUAUUGUCACUAAAAUGUUUUCUGCGAAAGCUGUGGUUGGUGCCAGUGUCGUGCUUGACGUCGAGAAGUCCACCUUGGGCUUGAUUGUCAUGUUGUUCCAGAACGGAAUGUUGCUGCCAGCUCUCAUCAUUCUGGGAUAUUCUGUUCUUAUGCCAUUUGCGAAGCUGGUCGUGUUCAUUAGCUACGCACAUCCAGCCUUGAGAAUUCGGGGGCUCUCUUCGCCCGGAGCAGUCAGGGCUGUUCAGAAGAUCUCAAAGUGGGCGACAGUGGAUGUCUUCACCGCUGGCACAAUCUGUGGGUUGUUCUGCCAACCACAUUUGUACUUGGAGAUCAAGCUGCAUGAUGGUUUCUACUACUUCAUGAGCUAUUGUGUGUUGAGCGUCGUCGGCGCACUGCUGAUUCCCCUGCCCGCAGACCACAACGCGGAGUCGGAAGAUGUCCAUGAGGACAGCGACAGUGGUGCCACUGCUGGGCUAUGUGCUUUGUCAUUGGUUGCGGGUGUCCUGGCAGUCGGGACAGUAGCAGGCUUGGCCUUGCUACCUCUGAUGAAGGUCACCUUUCCUAUGAUCGGCCUCGACGCCCGGAUGUCCAUCAUCCUGCUGAUCGCUUCACUAUGGGACCAUGGCUUCGUCGGGGCUGCUGUGUGCUUUGCCUUGCUGCUUCUCCUGGUGCCUGCAGUGGAUGUGGCCCUCUGCUCGGUGGCAUUCUUCGGCGGCUGCAACCCG
This is a messenger RNA of Symbiodinium necroappetens, 1332 nucleotides long. NCBI's taxonomy places the organism in Eukaryota, Dinophyceae, Suessiales, Symbiodiniaceae. The record is from the annotation of a GenBank genome assembly.